AGUGUAGUGGCCAAAAUGAGCGGAAGUUCGAAUACAAAUUGUUCCAAGGAUCGGGCCAAGCCAGUGGAGACCCUAGUGUUGGCCAACUAUGCCCUAAAAGCCGAACAGAAGAAGGCCCAGGGUCAGGGUGGCCGAAAGGAAGAUGAACGCAUUACCAGUGCAGUGAUGAAGGUCCUUGAGGGUUACGACUGGAAUCUAGUUCAGGCUUCAGCCAAGGCGCCCACGGAUCGCAAGAAGGAGCACAUCAAGCGUCCGAUGAACGCCUUCAUGGUUUGGGCCCAGGCAGCCCGUCGGGUCAUGUCCAAGCAGUAUCCGCAUCUACAGAACUCGGAGCUCAGCAAAUCGCUGGGCAAACUCUGGAAAAAUCUUAAGGAUAGCGAUAAGAAACCUUUCAUGGAAUUCGCGGAGAAACUUCGGAUGACCCACAAGCAGGAGCAUCCCGACUACAAAUACCAGCCGCGUCGCAAGAAGGCUCGCGUCAUGCAACCACAAAGCCAAGGGGAAGGUGGAGUUCCUUCUGGAGCCGAUUUACCAUCAUCCAGUUCCAAUUCCAGCUCCAAGCCAAGGAGCAGCACUUCCACCAUGGCCAGCAAUGGCCAGAGGCGAGCUGGAAAAUCGGGAAGUGCAUCAGGAUUGGGCCUUUGUACAACGGCCAACUCUAGUUCCAAUUCAAGUGCAAAUUUGGUGCUGACCGGCAGCAGCAGCAGCAGCUCCGAUGUCUUCAGUAAUGAGGCCUUCAUGAAGUCCCUGAACAGUGCCUGUGCGGCCAGCCUGAUGGAGCAGGGUCUCAGUCUGGGCAGUGAAACCGGAUUGGAUUCACCCUGCUCUACGGGCAGUUCCCUCUCCUCGCUGACGCCCCCGGCCACGCCAUACAGUGGAGGCUCCUCCUCGGCGAACCUUGGCCGCUCCACAGUUGCUCCAGCUGCAGUAGCUUCAGGAGGCAAUAACCCAAGCCUCUUGCUGCGGCAACUGAGUGAGCCGGUGGCGAAUGGCUCUGGCCACGACUAUGGCGUCCUUAUGGAGGCCGGCAGGGAGUACAUAGCUCUGGGUGAGGUCAAUUACCAGGCACAGGCGACAGCAUCGGCGGCAGGUCAGGAAAUGGACUUCCUGGAGAAUAUAAAUGGAUAUGGCGGCUACGCGGGCGGAAGGGUGAGUUACCCAGGCUAUUCCUACACUGCAACUGGGGGAGGAUUUGGCACGGAGCAGCAGCAGCAUCACCACCAGCAGCAGCAGCAACAGUCUCAGCAGGCGUCACAGGCCAGUGGAGCCUUAAAUUACAAGCCCACCAGUGCCAACGUCUCCUCCUCCGCCGCUUCAGCCGCCGACAUCGAUCCCAAGGAAAUUGACCAGUAUCUCAUGGAUCAAAUGCUGCCCAUGACGCAUCACCAUUCACCGCCUUUGAACUCCUCCGCUUCGCUCUCCUCGGCCUGCUCCAGUGUCAGUUCGCAGCCGGUGGUGGAGUGUGCCGCCUACUAUGAGCACUUGGGCUAUCCCACAUCCACCACCUCCUCCUCCAUUGGUAAUCAGGGCUCCCAGGGCUCGCCCUUUGCCCCACAGCAGCCAUAUGCCAAUGCCAGUGGAGGAGUAACUGCCUCCCUGGCCCCCGCCUUGAGUGAGCAGCAGCAGGAGCUGCAGCAGCCACUGCAGGAGCAGCAUCAGCAUCAGCAACAGCAUCAGAAUCCAUCGCAGCAUCAUCUGUGGGGCACUUACACUUAUGUCAAUCCCUAAGCUACUUAAUUUGCACAUUUGUUGCCCUGCACAGAGAGAAAUAAUACUAAUAG
This is a messenger RNA of Drosophila serrata, 1781 nucleotides long. RefSeq names its product SRY-box transcription factor 100B (gene Sox100B). Gene Ontology annotation, molecular function: DNA-binding transcription factor activity, RNA polymerase II-specific; RNA polymerase II cis-regulatory region sequence-specific DNA binding. The record is from RefSeq and is a predicted model, not a curated record. Gene Ontology annotation, biological process: regulation of transcription by RNA polymerase II. Gene Ontology annotation, cellular component: nucleus. Lineage: Eukaryota; Metazoa; Arthropoda; Insecta; Diptera; Drosophilidae.